AUGAGCAAGCUCCUCACCCGGCGGCCAGACCGCGUCGACCUGACAAAACCUCGAGUCUCGAUCCAGCCGCACCAGGGGGUCAGGAAGCUCACCAUAAAGAACCUCCGCCCUGCUGCCCGUCAAGACAGCCUCGACCAGUACUACGCCCGUGCCUUCGGGGAGCUCCAGGACGCUCUGCGGUGCAUCCUGGAGCGCAAGCAGCCAAAGCAGCCCCUCGAGCGCCUCUACCGCAACGUCGAGGAUCUCUGCCGGCACGGAAAGGCAAAGGAGAUCUACGAUCAUCUGCGCAUGAUAUGCGAGGCGCAUCUGCAGCAUGAGGUCCUUGCCGCCAUUGACCGCGACGCCGGAAACGUGCACCUUGGCGUCCCCAAGCUCAAGAGCGUCCACAAGCAUUGGGUCAUUUGGCAGACACAAUCUACCACGAUACGCUCAAUCUUCAGCUAUCUCGACCGUGCUUUCCUUCUCAACCAGAAGGACCUCCAGCAGAUCAACGACAUGACCAUCUCGUUGUUUAGGCGAGCCUGCUUCAAGCACACCGAGCUGAACCGCCAUGGGCGAUUACCCGGGCCCGAUGCCAUCUCAGGCAUGUGCGACCUCGUCGAAUACGAUCGGAGGGCGGAUGCGCGCUUCGACGCCGCACUGCUUCGCGACUCCGUGUCCAUGGUCAACGUGCUCAACAUCUAUGGCAAGUACUUUGAGCCCAAGCUGCUGUCCUGCUCACGAGCCUACUUCUCCGAGUUCGCCGAGGAGCAUAGCGCGGCUAGUCUCAAAUCCUACAUUACCGCUUGCGAAGGCCUCCUUGCCAGGGAAGAUUUCCGGUGCAACGCAUAUAACUUUGACAGCACCACGAAACGGCAGCUGAUGGACGAUGCCCACGCAACACUGAUCGACGAAUACACCGACAAACUUCUGGAUGGCGAGAGCCUGAGCAAGCUGCUCGACGAGAACGAGGUGGAGGUGCUGAAAGCUCUAUAUGAGCUCUUGCGGCUGUCCAGCAUCCAGAAGAAAUUGAAGGAGCCUUGGACCGCGUACAUCAAAGUUGCGGGCAGCGCCAUUGUCAAUGACACGGCCAGGGGCGACGAGAUGGUUGUACGCCUGCUGCUCUUCAGGCGGACUCUUGAUGUCAUGAUCAGAGAUGCCUUCGACAAGGAUGCAGACUUCUCUUACAGCUUGAAGGAGGCGUUUGCGAGUUUCGUCAACGACAAGAAAAUCCUAGCGUCGUGGAAGACGGGCACAUCCAAAGUGGGCGAGAUGAUUGCCAAGCACAUCGACCUCCUCCUGCGUGGUGGACUCAAGACACUGCCUCAGUCGCUCCUGUCGGACGUCCAAGACCGCGCGGAUGCCGAGAAGAGUGGUCAAGCCAGCACUGGUGACGAGGAUGCCGAGCUCGACCGGCAACUCGACCAGGCUCUCGAGUUGUUCAGGUUCAUCGAAGGCAAGGACGUCUUUGAAGCCUUCUACAAGCAAGACCUUGCAAGGCGCCUGCUCAUGGGCCGCAGCGCGAGCGCGGACGCCGAGAGGAGCAUGCUCAGCAAGCUUAAGAGCGAGUGCGGCUCAAGCUUUACACACAACCUCGAGCAGAUGUUCAAGGACCAGGCACUGGCCCGAGACGAGAUGGCCUCGUACCGGGCGUGGCGCGAAGGCAACGGGCACAAGACUGGCGGUCUGGACCUGUCGGUCAGCAUUCUGUCCGCCGCGGCGUGGCCAACGUAUCCCGACACCAAUAUACUGCUGCCCGACAAUGUGGCCUCCCAGGUCGAGCAGUUUGACAAGUACUACGUGAACAAGCACACUGGGCGUCGUUUGACAUGGAAGCACUCAUUGGCUCACUGCGUGGUCAAGGCGCGGUUCAACAAGGGCCCCAAGGAGCUCCUCGUCAGUGCCUACCAAGCAGUCGUGCUUACGCUCUUCAACCAGGUCGAGGGCCGUGGCGGCGACAACGAAGUCCUGACCUACCAGCAAGUAUCGGAAGGCACGGGCCUGACUGGCGGCGACCUCGACCGGACGCUCCAGUCAUUGGCAUGCGGCAAGUCGCGCGUGCUGACCAAGAACCCGAAGGGCAAGGAGGUCAACCCCACCGACACGUUCACCGUGAACAAGGCGUUUGUCGACCCCAAGUACCGCGUCAAGAUCAACCAGAUCCAGCUCAAGGAGACAAAGGAGGAGAACCAGGCGACGCACGAGCGCGUGGCGCAGGACCGGCAGUUUGAGACGCAGGCCGCCAUCGUGCGCAUCAUGAAGAGCCGCAAGACCAUGACGCAUGCCGAGCUCGUCGCCGAGGUCAUCAACCAGACCAAGUCGCGCGGCGCUGUCGACACUGCCGAGAUCAAGAAGAACAUUGAAAAGUUGAUCGAGAAGGAAUAUCUAGAAAGAGAGGGCAACUCAUAUGAAUACCUAGCAUAG
Messenger RNA from Microdochium trichocladiopsis, 2403 nucleotides. Its product is annotated as Cullin family protein. The coding region runs from base 1 to 2403 and encodes 800 amino acids. Gene Ontology annotation, molecular function: ubiquitin protein ligase binding. Gene Ontology annotation, biological process: ubiquitin-dependent protein catabolic process; protein ubiquitination; DNA damage response. NCBI's taxonomy places the organism in Eukaryota, Fungi, Ascomycota, Sordariomycetes, Xylariales, Microdochiaceae. The transcript is spliced from 2 exons. Gene Ontology annotation, cellular component: Cul4-RING E3 ubiquitin ligase complex. The record is from RefSeq and is a predicted model, not a curated record.